UUUUGCGACAGUUGAUGUGGAAGCACAUUCAACGGCAGUGUCAUGGCGACGUACGGAGGCAGUUUUGAAAGUGUUAACAGCAUCGAAGACCGAAAAGAAUACAAACGUAAAGCCAGGGAGGAGGUUAUUCAGAAGGCGAAGCAGCAGUAUGAGAAGGAGGAGAAGAGGAAGGAGCUGAAGAGACAGAGAGGAGAGGACACCUGGAUGCUCCCUGAAGUUGACCUCCGACUGCAGCAGCUAGAACAGGAGGUUUCAGGCAAGAAGAAGAAAGAGAAAAAGGCCAAGAAGAGUAAGAAGAGUAAGAAGGGGAAGAAGAAGAAGAGAGCUGAAGGAGGAGAUGGGUCCAGCUCGGAGGGGACAGGAGAUGAGUGGGUUGAGGCCCAGCCCCAGACAGAGGCCUCGGGUAAAGCCUGGAAGAUUCCUGCCAAGUCUGAGGCCAAGCCCACAGACAACAGCCCUACCCCACCCGAGAACAACCAGAGAGAUGAGUGGAUGACCUUCGACUUCUUGACAAUGAGAACAACGUCAACAGCAGAGAAGAGGGCUGAGAAAGAAAGGCUGAAAGAGGAAGAGAAACAAAAGGCUCGGGUCAUCGAGCAGGCUGGUCUGCACAAGCUGGAGUUGAACCCGUUCUGGAAGGAUGGGGGGAGUGGCCUGCCCCCAGAAGAGAAGGCCAGUAAUGUGCUUAUAAAAGCUGCAACUGUAGAUGAUGGAGGACUAGGUUGGCUCAGGAAGUCUUACCAGAGGAUGAGAGAGCAGGCGGAGCGAGAGCAACGCAGUCUGGAGGUCAUAGUGGCAGAGCGAUAUGGGUCCAUGGAGAAGUUUCAGAAGAGGAUGGAUGAGGCUGAGAUUGCUGUGUAUGGCUACAAGAGAGGAGAGGGGGAAGGAAGAGGGAGAGGAGAGGAAGAGGGGAGAGACCGAGAAAGAUGGAGGAGAGGACAGGAAGAUAAUAUGUGGAGGAAAGGAGAAGUGGGGAUGGAUAGAGAGAAGUGGAGGAGACCAGAGAAGGGUAGGGACUUACCUGGAGAGAAAGAGAGGGGUGGAGAAAGAGAGAGGGAAAGAGAUCGUCACCGAGACAGAGAUCGGGAUAGGAACAGAGAUGGAGACGCAAACAGAGAGAGGGAUGGCGGUAGACCUAGUGACCGGGAUAGAGAGAGGGCUGGAGGCAGAGAGAGGGAUGGAGGUAGACCUAGUGACAGGGAUAGAGAGAGGGCUGGAGGCAGAGAGCGGGACAGACCCAGAGAGAGGGGUGGGGAUGAGAGCCUUGGCUCUGGGCUUGGCCAGAUUCGGCCUCCCCUCUCCCUCUUAGCUCUGAAAAGUCGCUUCCUCAAGCCUGCUGAUGAUGAUGGAGUGUCAUCCUCUGCUCCGGCCCGAGCUUCCAUGGGUUUCCUGAAACCUAGGUCUGAUGAGGAGUCAGAUCGGAAGAGCAGCGGUCCGGCCUGGAGCAACAGCAGCUCCAGACAGAGAUCUGCUUCAGGAAAAUCAGAGCAGGAUAAAGAGAGGGAGUCUGGGAAAACCAUGUCCACUCCUGACCAGGGUCAUAGCAGCAACAGGCCUGCAGUGACAUCAUCCAGCAGUAGUGACAGUUUGAGUGAAGAGGAGGAAGAGGUACCGAUCCUCACAGAUGAAGAGAUGAACAAACUGGGGGCCAGGCUGGUGAAGGCAGAGAUUAUGGGUAACACGGCUCUGAUGGAGAAACUGAAGACCCAGCUGGAAUCAGCCCGUAAAGCCAAGGAGAAUCGUGCCGCACAGCAACCUGGGAAAUCAGACAGGCCUCCAGGUCAAACAGAGGAGGACCAGGAAGUACUUCUCUUCAGAACAGACCAAUCGGGUCGCGCCUGGCCGGUUAAUGCCUCUUCGGAACCCCAGGAGCCCAGAGGAGGACGUAGGAAAAAGAAGGCGAUUGAGACCCACAGGGAUGGGGAGCGUAUGAGAUACUUCCAGGAUGAUGACAGUGUGGGUCUUCAUGAGAUGGUCCGCAGGGAGAAGAUGAGCUCUGCAGAGGACCAGAACUCCCUCUACGCACGCAUGGCUGGCAAGAUGAUGGGGAAGACAGACGAUGACAACUACACCCUGGAUGACAUGUUUGUUUCCAGCGUGGCUCAGAGAGAGGGCGAGGGGCGAGACGAGGAGAGGAUGAGGAGCAGAGCCAUAGCGGAGCACAGGCGACUGGCCGUUACCAUGGAGAAAUGCCAUCACUGCUUCAGCAACCCCGAGCUCCAGAAACACCUGCUCAUCGCCAUAGGAACCAAGGUGUAUCUGAGCCUGCCUGGAGGUGUGUCUCUGACAGAGGGUCACUGUCUGAUCACUCCACUGCAACACCACUGCUCUGCCACUGGAUUGGAUGAGGACGUGUGGACCGAGAUCCAGGUGUUCCGCAGGGCGCUGGUGCAGAUGUUUGAGUCUCAGGAUCAGGACUGUGUGUUUAUGGAGACCCACAUGAACCCAAAGAGACGCCAGCACAUGGUCCUGGAGUGUAUCCCUCUACCCAGAGAACUGGGAGACAUGGCUCCUAUCUACUUUAAGAAAGCCAUCAUGGAAUGUGAUGAGGAGUGGGCGAUGAAUAAGAAGGUUGUGGAUCUCUCCUCCAAAGACAUCCGCCACGCUGUGCCGCGGGGUCUGCCAUAUUUCUCAGUAGACUUUGGUCUUCAGGGGGGCUUUGCUCACGUCAUUGAAAACGAACACAAGUUCCCCCACUACUUUGGCAAGGAGAUAGUUGGGGGGAUGUUGGACGUGGAGCCCAGGAUAUGGAGGAAGUCCAUCAGAGAGAGCUUUGACGACCUGCGGAAGAAAGUCCUUGAGUUCUCCCAGUGGUGGAAACCCUUCGACUGCACCAAGACGGACAGCUGAACCAACCAACCAACACAUCUCAAUAAACCCCUAGCCCCUGUAAAUAUACAGUAGAUGUAACUGCAAGCCAUAUGGCGUUAGCCCCCGCCUUGUCCUCUGAGACGAAGACUCUGUCUGCUUUAUAAUCCUCUGAUCCUGUCAACACAUUGUUUUACUCCUAGAUUAUUCUGAUUAAAUACAGGCAGAAGGCCAUGAAAUAACUAUUUUAAAAGCUGAUGUACAAUUGUUGUGUAUGUUGGGAUUCGUUGUUUUACUAUCUUAAAAAGAAAUAAUUAUGAUGCUUUCUGUUCUUUUACUUUUGUCGUUUAGCAGACCCUCUUAUCCAGAGCCACUUACUAUUAGUGCAUUCAUUUUCAAAUAUCUAGGUGAGACAACCAUAUAUCACAAUCGUAGCAAGUACAAUUUCCCCUCAAAAUACAGUAGUUAUCAGCCAAGUCAGUGUUAGUUAAAAAAGAGAAGUGUAGGUGUAUUUUAAUUUACUGCUUUGUCAUUAGGUAACUUGUAAACACCAAGAACAGCCACACACACACUUUUACUCGUGGCUGAACAGCAAACCUGACCCAGGAGCUGCCUUCAUCAUUCAGACACUAGAUUGUUCCUGACAUGAGUUAACGACUACAAUGGCUCUAAUUACUGUCCCCUGGAAGACCUCUCUCCUCCCUAUCCUGUUAUUUAAGUCCAUCUCGCUCCUCUCUCCAUCUUUCUCUUAUCACUCAUCUCCACUCCCGUGUGUGUCAGUGGCUGUAUGUCUGUGUGUGUUCUAGACAGUAAACGGUCAUCAGUAAUGGUAUUAUAGUGGUGACGAGUGAGCUGUUAUUAUGUCCACUUAGAUGGACCUGGGACAGAUUCACAGCCAAGCGCCACUCUACUGUCCUCUUCCUGCUGACGCAUUCUGUCUCUCUCCCUCACACCCAGCCAUCCACACACCGUCAGCCCAUUUCCCGUGACUAACCCGACCACUUCUGAUUACUGGUGCCGUUUAUCACAGUAUGGUUCAGACAAGUGCUCUACUUGGUUUUACACACAAACACAGGGUACAGCAGGGUACAGCAGACUGUGUUAGUCCUACAGGGCCUGUAUGGCUGCGUUUAGACAGGCAGCCCAAUUCAGAGAUUUUAUUCAUGAAUUGGCCUUUUUUUUUUUUUAACCAAUCAGACAUGAAAAAGAUCAAUUAGACCAAUUAGUGGGGGGGAAAAAAUCUAAUGGGCUGCCUGUCUAAACACAGACUACGUUUUGUUCUGAAAUACAAGCCUACAGUCAGUGUGCAGUAGAUCAGACAAGGGGGAGGUGAGUGUAUCUCUGAAUGACUUGAGGCACCUGUGUGACUCAACGGUAGGCACCUCGGAGCCACGUCAUGCACAAUCUCUGGUAGUGCUGCUAAUUUCAUGUGACUGACAAUGUUACCUUUGGGUGUGAGUGUCUCUGACUGACAUUAACAUCUUUUGUGCUUUAUUCUGUCUGUGGUAUUUAGGUGCAUUGUGAUGGCUGAGCUGUCUCUUGCUCAACAUCACUAAGAAAAAGCAUAUCUUAAGGCACUUACAACCGUAAAUACAGCCUGUUGAUCUGGAGGGAGAUGGGGAGACAUGGAGAAUUCAGUUUGGCGAAAAGGCCUUUUAUGGAUAACACAACACAAUCUAAAUAAUGGCUUUCAAAUUGAAGCUGGGUUUUCGGUAAUGUCAACUGAAGGGACGAGUCUUCAUACUGUAGGCUAUGUUCCCUUUCAAUAAUAACAAGCAUUGCGUAAGCAGCAUUGUUGUCUUCAUGUAACAUUUAAUUAUAAUCUUCAAUAAACCUAAUCAUCUAA
Molecule: messenger RNA, 4654 nt
Organism: Salmo salar (Atlantic salmon)
Lineage: Eukaryota; Metazoa; Chordata; Actinopteri; Salmoniformes; Salmonidae
Gene: cwf19l2
Product: CWF19 like cell cycle control factor 2
Biological process (GO): mRNA splicing, via spliceosome
Cellular component (GO): post-mRNA release spliceosomal complex
Source: RefSeq, a predicted model, not a curated record